GUCUAGAUUUAAAAGGAGCAAGUAUGGAGGACUUAAAAAAAAUACCUAGCGGUGGUAAAAUUCCUGGACUGGACAAAAUUUCUAGCGAUAAUGACGCUUUUCCAUAUAAGGAUUAUGUUCAAUUAUCGGCGGUCGGAGAUGGAAAUUGUUUCUUAAAUUCUUUUUCUGUUCUCUUAACCGGCAAAGAGCGCGAUACUUCUUUGGCAUUACCUUUAAGGGUUAAACUUUGUUUAGAGUUUAUGGCUAAUCCUGAUAAAUUUGCGGGAGGAAAUGAAACUCAACAACUUGAUGAGUUGAAAGAAAAAUUAAAUGGUAGUUAUGGGUUUGCUAAAAAUGGAAAUUACACACAAAAAGAUGUAAUCUCAGCUAAAAAUAUCGAGGACUUAUUUACAGGAACACCCCUUACCCUCGAUUAUCCUGAACGAGAAAAUGUCGGUGCUGAAUUACAUUUUGAAUUUGAGGCUGGAUUAUCAGUUCAUCGGCUUUAUAAAAUAGUGGAAACCAUUAACGAACCUGGAAAAGAAAUCACUAAAGAUAAUAAAUUAUUAAAAGAGGGACAAAGAUUAAAAAUCGUUUACGGAAAGAUGUCGAAGAAAUUAGUUGAGCCAGACAGUAUAAAUUAUUUAAACCACGGCAAGGGGAGUUGGUUAUUGGGAAAAAUCAGAAUGAACCUUACGCGAAGAGCCUCGGUUAGGUCAACGCUUUCAUCUGCUCAUCAAGGAAAGCAAGAAAUUCCGCAAAUAAAAAGCGGAGUGGUGGUCAUUCAUGAUAUUUUGCGCUUGCCCGGACUAGUAAGUAAAGUAUUAGUCGAAAGAAGUAAAGGAGCAAAUGAAAAGAGAUUAAAUAUUGACCCCGCCGGAACUUGCAUUGGUGAACGAGGCGAAAGAGCCAAAUCCAUUUCUCGUUUGAUUUACGAACGGAUAGACUUUGCAGAUGAUUAUCUAGGGAUAAAAAUUCACGACCGAGUUUUAGAAGGAGAUGAAAAAGAUGAAAUUUUAACCAAUAAAGGUCAAGUGCUGCAAGAAAUUGGCAAUUAUAAAAAUAUUGGACAUAAAAAAGUCAUUGAUGAGCGAGACAAUUUACUUUUAGAAAUAGUUCGUCAAAAUGUUUCGAAAACCACUAACGAAUUAAAAAACAACAUUCUUUAUUUAAUUGAGAAUGUGACGGUCGCGGAAUUGGGAGAAAUUAUUGCCAAAGGGCAAAUCAUUAGUCAUAAUCAGCCCUUGUCCUGGGAUUUAUUAACUGAUUAUUGUCAAAACAUUAAAAUAGAAAUAAAAAAGAAGAGUGGAAUAAAUUUUAACCAGAUUAUUCAAGAAUACUUAAAAAAAGAUUGGCAGAAAGGACAAUUGGUAGCUCGCCCUCCGGUAGUUAGCAUUAUGGGUCAUAUCGAUCACGGUAAAACCACUUUGUUAGAUACUAUUCGCCAGACCCAAGUUCAAAAAAAGGAAAUCGGAGGAAUAACUCAAAAAGUUAGUGCUUCCCAAAUAGAAUUUCAGAACCAAAAAAUUACUUUUUUAGACACCCCCGGACACAGUGAUUUCAUUAAAAUGCGGCAACGAGGAAUUUCCUUAACUGACUUAGUAGUGUUAGUAAUUGAUGCUAAGGAUGGCGUAAUGGAACAAACUAAGGAGAUUAUUAAUUACCUUCUCCUUUACGAAUUACCGGUUAUUGUUUUUAUUAACCAUAAGAAGUUGACUGAAACUAACCAUGAAAAUAAUUUAAACCGAAUUAGAGUCUCGGGUAGUGCUCGGGAAACAACUAGCAUCCAAAACUUGCUGGAAGUUAUUCUGCUUUUUUCGGUUGACUUUAAGACCGAACAUUCUAACUCUACUCAUGGAGUAGUGAUUGAUAGUUAUCUGCAUUCCCAAACCGGCUCUCGAAUCAGCGAGUUAUUGAUUCAGAAUGGUGAAUUAAAAGCAGGGGAUAUUAUUUUCCUCAGUGGAAAGUUUGGAAAAGCCAAAAUGAUAUUUGGUCUUCACGGUCAGAAAACCACUGUCGCCUAUCCGAGCGACCUCGUUCAAGUUAUUGGUCUAAAUGCUCCGGCUGAAUUAGGAGACCGAUUUUUAGUGCUGAGCGAUGAAAAAGCAGUGGUCGAAAUAGAGAAAGAAUUAGUCGAGCAUUGGGGGAAAAAGAAGAAAAUAACUUCUCCUUCUAGUGAGAAAAAAAAUGUUAAUUUAGUCUUAGCAGCUGACAGCCAAAAUAGUUUAGAAGCCUUGACCGAACUCAUCAAAAAAAAAACUACUGCUAACUUAAACUUUUCCGUCGUUCAGGUUGCCAUGGGAAGUUUAAAUAGUUUUGCUCUCGAUUUAGCUAGAAUUACCAACAGCACCGUGCUAAUUUUCGGCUACCAACCUUCCCAACGAGAAAUUAAGACUCUAAAAGAAGACAAAAUUUCUUUUUUUAGCAGUAAAAUUAUAUAUGAGAUUGGUGAUAAAUUAGACGAAAUUAUUAGUAGUCAAAGAGAGGUAGAAGAAGUGGAAGAAAUAGUAGGAACUGCAACGGUCAAGAAAGUUUUUCAUUUUUCCAAAGGCAAUAUUGCCGGUUGUCAAGUAGUUAGUGGCAAAAUUAACCGCAACAAGCAAGUUUAUGUGCUUCAGGGAAAAGAAGGAAAAAAAAUUUUUAGUGGAGAAAUUAAAACUUUAGAAAUUAACAAGGUAGAAAAAAAGGAAGUCAGUGCCGGGCAAGAAUGCGGAAUUGUCCUCAAAGGAUUUAAUAAUUUUCAAGAAAAAGAUAAAAUAGUUUCCUUUCACCUAAUCAAACGAAAUGUUAUUCAAGAAAAAUAA
Messenger RNA from Funneliformis geosporum, 2783 nucleotides. Lineage: Eukaryota; Fungi; Glomeromycota; Glomeromycetes; Glomerales; Glomeraceae. The record is from the annotation of a GenBank genome assembly.